Prorocentrum cordatum is the source of this 333-nucleotide messenger RNA. The record is from the annotation of a GenBank genome assembly. NCBI's taxonomy places the organism in Eukaryota, Dinophyceae, Prorocentrales, Prorocentraceae.
CCCCCGGCCCCUCCCGCGUCCGCCUUCUCCCCGAGGCGAGCGCCACCGCGCCGCCGACCCCCCGCAAGUGCGGGGCGAUGCGGGCGAGCGCACGGCGCCGCGCGGGGCGCUCUCUGCAAGGGGAAAGCUCGGGCGCCUCGGGCGCCGCGAAGCCGUGGCGAGGCGACGAAGCAACGCGAGGAGGAGUUGGAGGAGGAGGAGGAGAAAAAGAAGGAGGAGGAGGAGUUGGAUGGCGCCGGCCAAGAGAAGCGCGCUGGAGGGGCGAGGCUUAGAAAGGCAGCCGCCGUGCAGCCAAGGUGCGCGUCAACCAGGCUCCGCCGUGGGCGAGGACAC